Cokeromyces recurvatus is the source of this 1827-nucleotide messenger RNA. RefSeq lists its product as uncharacterized. Gene Ontology annotation, molecular function: muscle alpha-actinin binding; actin binding. Gene Ontology annotation, cellular component: Z disc; filamentous actin; adherens junction. Gene Ontology annotation, biological process: actin cytoskeleton organization; muscle structure development. The transcript is spliced from 3 exons. Bases 37 to 1719 code for a protein of 560 amino acids. The record is from RefSeq and is a predicted model, not a curated record. NCBI's taxonomy places the organism in Eukaryota, Fungi, Mucoromycota, Mucoromycetes, Mucorales, Mucoraceae.
UUUUUUUUUUGUCUUGUUUUGUUUUCUCAAUUUGAGAUGAGAUACUCUGACAUCCACUUUCAGAAUAGUGAGCAAAAUAUGAACCAAAAGACACUAAGAGGGCCUAGACCAUUAAUAACAUCGACUUAUAUGAAACCACUUGAGAUAUAUAUGCAUUCAAGCUUAAAUAAAUACCAGCAAAAGUCAAAAUACUAUACAUAUCCUAUACCAUCAUCCCUUGAAGAGCGAUUUUCAAAAACACAAGUAACAGUCGAUAAUUUACCUUCACCUGCUAAAUCCUCUUCCACAAAAGCAAUUGAUGAAGAUGUCUCUUCAUCACCAGUACAGAAUACUUUUCCAAAUCGUAAAAAACGAUUACCGCAUCGACCAGCACCUGCACCUAAAGAAAGCAUUUCAAUGGAAAAACCAGUGAUAUGCUAUUAUUCAUCGGAUGAGGAAGAGGAAGAGGAAGAGGAAAAAGAGGGAAAAAAAGUAUUACAGGAUUUGAAUGUAUCACGUCGAAUGAAUACUUUUAACAGCAAGACACCAGAUGUUAAAGUAAAAGAUGAAGAAAAGAAAAAGUCUAGCAAUCCAUUAACAAGAUCAAGUUCUCAAAAGCCUUUACCAAACUACAACUCCUAUCAUAAUGAACCAGCUAAUUCUUCGAAAAACAAUACAUCAUCAGCACCACCUCCUCCCAUUCCUGUUAUAUCCGCACCUGGUUAUUCAGAUGAUGAAGACGAAAAAGUAAAAAACAACAACAACAACUCAAUGCCGACUAUUCCUACUAUUUGUGCUCCUGGAGGUCUUUCAGACGAUGAAGAUGAAAAGCAGGACCAAAGGAAAUCUAAAACAAAGUCACUUUUUGGAUCCUUAUAUUUUGGUAUUCGAUGUGCAGGUUGUGAUGAACCCCUCAGUGGACAAGCGAUUACGACCUUUGGGAAGCAUUGGCAUCCUCAUUGUUUCAAAUGUCAGUCAUGUCAUCAAAAUUUAGAACAUAUUGCGUUUUAUGAAAAGGAAGGUAUGCCGUAUUGUGCAUUAGAUUAUCAUGAAUUGUUCAGUCCUCGUUGUGAUUAUUGUAAGACACCAAUAGAGGAACAUUCGAUAUCGGCAUUAGGGAAAACAUAUCAUCCUGGUCAUUUCUUUUGUAGAGAGUGUGGUAAACCCUUUGAUGAAGAGACGACCUUUUUGGAACAUGAUGGACAUGCUUAUUGUGAAAAAGAUUAUUAUAAACAAUUUGGUAAAGCAUGUAAAGGAUGCGAAGAAAUAAUUACAGGUGAUUUCUUAGUAGCCUUAGGUGGUGAAUGGCAUAAGGAAUGCUUUGUAUGUGCUGACUGUGGUGGUACUUUUAGUUCUUCAACCUUUUUAAUUCGUGGUGGGAAACCGUAUUGUGAGGAACAUUAUGAUAAACAAAGAACGCAUCAUAAAAAGAAAAAUAGUCUGUUAUUAAAGGAGACGCCCUUGACUAACCUGCCUCAAUUGGAUUUAUUACCUCCCAUCUUGGGUGAGGACAACAAGAAGGAAACAAUAGAAAAAAUAUGUCAUCAUUGUGAGAAACCAAUUGAAGGAAGAAGUCAUAGUGCAUUUGGAUUUGAUUAUCAUCCUCUGCAUUUUCAAUGCUCGCAGUGUAAUAAACUACUAUCUGUGAGAGUAAAAGGCCUAUACCAGAGCACAGAAAACAAUGAAUUAAUUUGUAAUCCUUGUAUCAGAAAGAAUAGAAUUUUAUAUAAUUUGUCAUGAUGAAUCAAGUCAAGAGUUCAUAUAAAAUUAAUAUAGUCAUAUAUAAAUAUACCACUUUGAAUAACUAUUUCUAAUCUAUAAUAAAAGAAAAAAAAAUUAUUUAUUUAU